Molecule: messenger RNA, 4984 nt
Organism: Parus major (Great Tit)
Lineage: Eukaryota; Metazoa; Chordata; Aves; Passeriformes; Paridae
Gene: SGIP1
Product: SH3GL interacting endocytic adaptor 1
Exons: 24
Coding region: 286-2625 (779 amino acids)
Biological process (GO): clathrin coat assembly; clathrin-dependent endocytosis
Cellular component (GO): clathrin-coated vesicle; clathrin-coated pit; cytoplasm
Source: RefSeq, a predicted model, not a curated record
UGUCGGGAGCGAGCGCGCAUGUGAGGAGUGCGGGGCGGGAGGCACCGAGCCCGCCUCGUCCUCCCUUUCUCCGAGCAUCCUCCGCGAUGCCAUCCUGGAGGUGAUACAGGCGCAGCAGCAUCCAUGGCCUGCCCCUAACCGCGGCAUUCCCGGCUCUUCCUCCUCCUCCUCCUCAUCCUCCCCGCCGCCCGGGAAGCGCCGAGGCCGAGCUGAGAGGGAACCGCGUUCUCCUGUGGUUUUUUUUUUCCAGGCUCCUCGGGAAUUGAGGAAUGCAAUUCUGCCACCAUGAUGGAAGGACUGAAAAAACGCACCAGGAAGGCCUUUGGGAUACGCAAGAAAGAAAAGGACACUGACUCCACAGGCUCACCAGACAGGGAUGGCAUCAAGAAAACCAAUGGAGCCCCGAAUGGAUUUUACGCGGAGAUCGACUGGGACAGAUACAACUCCCCUGAGCUGGAUGAGGAGGGAUACAGCAUCCGACCCGAGGAACCGGGAGCUACCAAAGGAAAGCACUUCUACUCCUCCAGCGAGUCCGAGGAGGAGGAGGAGGCGCACAAGAAGUUCAACAUCAAGAUCAAGCCCCUGCAGGCCAAGGACGUCCUGCGCAGCGCCGCCACCGUGGACGAGCUCAAGGCCUCCGUAGGCAACAUCGCUCUUUCUCCGUCCCCCGUGAGGAAAAGUCCGCGGCGCAGCCCGGGGACGAUUAAAAGGAAUUUAUCCAGUGAGGAGAUCACGCGGCCCCGGCGCUCCACGCCCACGCCAGACCCCGCCAGGUCAGUGCAGGCUGCUCUGGACCAGCCUGAGAUCUGGGGGUCGGUCCAGCCCGCCAACACAAACGUAGAGUCCCCAAAACUUCCGAGACCUUUUCCAACUGGAACCCCUCCGCCGCUCCCCCCGAAGAACAUCCCGGCCACGCCGCCGCGCACCGGCUCCCCCCUUCCUCUGACCACAGGAGGGGACCAGGCAGCAGCAGAGCCCAAACGGGACAAACUCCCGUCCAUCAAUGACUUGGACAGCAUUUUUGGCCCCGUGCCGUCCCCCAAAUCUGCUGCUGCCACCGCAGAAGACAAGUGGGUCAAUUUUUCCGAUCAAUCCCCGGAAAACGCUCCUCCGGAAUUGUCGCCCCGGGAAAAAGCUCCGUCUCCUCCGGCGGCCGCGGGCAGCCCGGUCAGCGCUCCGGCCGAGCAUCCCCGCCCGCUGCCCUCGCCGCUGCAGCUGGAAGAAGCUCCCAAGAAGCUUUCCGAGCAGCCCCACCUUAAGGAUGAUUCCGCCGAGCCCGUCGCCUCUCCUAAAGAUUUUGGGCCGGGCCAAAGAGCCACCCCGCCGCCCCCUCCGCCGCCCACCUACCGCGCCGUGGUUUCGUCCCCCGGCCCGGGCGCCGGCACGGGAAGCACCAGCGGUUCCUCGUCCCCGGCUCGUCCCGGAACGCCGCUGGCCACGUGUGGCACCCCCCCGCCGCCACCGCCCCGACCCCCGUCCCGGCCCAAGCUGCCCCCUGGCAAACCCCCCGUCAGCGAUGUGUCCAGGCCUUUUAGCCCUCCCAUCCACUCCUCCAGCCCUCCUCCGAUAGCACCUUUAGCCCGUGCUGAAAGUACUUCUUCCAUCUCUUCCACCAAUUCCCUGAGUGCAGCCACCACUCCCACCGUCGAGGAUGAUGCUUUUAUUGACAAACUGCCCGCGUUUGAAAGGCGCAGUGAAACGCCGGCAGAGAAUGAACAGCCUUCCCUCGUUUGGUUUGACAGAGGAAAGUUUUAUUUGACUUUCGAAGGCUCGUCACGAGGCCCCAGCCCCCUGACCAUGGGGGCACAGGACACGCUGCCCGUGGCCGCGGCCUUCACCGAAACCGUCAACGCCUACUUCAAAGGCGCUGACCCCAACAAGUGCAUCGUGAAGAUCACGGGGGAGAUGGUGCUGUCCUUCCCGGCGGGCAUCACCCGACACUUUGCCAACAACCCCGCUCCGGCCGUGCUCACCUUCCGUGUGCUCAACUUCAACAGGCUGGAGCACGUCCUGCCAAACCCCCAGCUCCUCUGCUGUGACAACGUGCAGAGCGACUCCAACUCCAAGGAGUUCUGGGUCAACAUGCCAAAUCUGAUGACUCACCUAAAGAAGGUAUCGGAACAGAAACCUCAAGCCACCUAUUACAAUGUGGAUAUGCUCAAAUACCAGGUAUCUGCCCAGGGUAUUCAGUCUACUCCAUUAAACCUUGCAGUGAGCUGGCGGUGUGACCCUGCAAGCACUGACCUGCGCAUCGACUACAAAUACAAUACAGAGGCAAUGACCACACCGGUAGCUCUAAACAACGUCCAGUUCCUCGUCCCUGUCGACGGAGGAGUAACCAAACUUCAAGCUGUGCUUCCUCCUGCUGUCUGGAAUGCCGAACAGCAAAGGAUAUUGUGGAAGAUCCCUGAUAUCUCCCAGAAGUCAGAAAAUGGAGGUGUGGGGUCGCUGCUGGCGCGGUUCCAGCUGUCGGAGGGGCCCAGCUCGCCGGCCCCGUUGGCCGUGCAGUUCACCAGCGAGGGCAGCACCUUGUCCAGCUGUGACAUCGAGCUGGUGGGCGCCGGCUACCGCUUCUCCCUCAUCAAGAAGAGGUUCGCGGCAGGUAAAUAUUUGGCGGAUAACUGAUGGAAGCUUAUGCAAGGCUAUGGAAAAUACUAUGGAAAAUACCCAAGGACUGCUGUGCGUGGAACGGGUUUUAAUUACAGUUUAAGGAAAAUGAACUAAAUCCUGCACUCGGGACAUUUCUGUUGGAAGUGUCGACAACUUUCAGCGUUUUUUUUCCUUGGAAAACACCGUCUUGACCAGUCCUCCAGUAUUUACUUCUAGAUGUAACAUUGUUAAUGGUUUUAAAAUGUAAUUAUUGUAUUUGUAAAUUGUACUCAUUCCAGUAAGGCUGUAUUUUGGCAGUUAGACACUUGAGUUUUAGCAUUUUCCCAUUCAUGAAAUGGAUGUAAUUUAAACUGUGGUAUAUAAAUCUAAUAGUAGUACUGUUGAAUGGCACAAUGCUUACAGAGGUAGAUUGCAUUUUGUCAAUAUAUACAAUUUAAAUACGAUACUGGUAGCUGUUAUGAAGGGGGUGCCUCAGCAAAAGAGAGUUCAGUAGAGCCCACAGGCUGAUUUAAUUUUCCUUCAGUCCUUAGUACGUCUCACAGAGAUCAAUAAAAAGCUCAACCUUCAGGUUCAGCUGGUCUAAAUCAGGAAAAAUAUUGAUGGAAAAGUGGAGGUUCCUAGGACAGUCUCCCAGGUAGAAAAUCUCACUUCUGCAAGGAGCAUUUACUCCAAAUUUCCAGCUCCGUGCUCUGUCAGAGCUGCAGAUUCCCUGCUGGAAUUUCAGCAGCUCUUCCCUGCCCCGUGUGUUUUGCAGGGACACAGAUGAGGAAGGAAGCACAGAGAGGCUCACAGCACUGGCAUAAAACCAGUUUUAUUCCUUCCUCUCCUUCCUCUCCUUCCUCUCCUUCCUCUCCUUCCUCUCCUUCCUCUCCUUCCUCUCCUUCCUCUUCCUCCCUGGAAUUGCAGCCGCACCUGCUUCUCUAUUUUAGCGCUCAGCUGGCUCGGAGAGAUGGGAAAACACAUGGAAGUGCUGGACUGGAGAACGGGGGACAAAAUAUUGUCCCUGUGCACUUUUCCCUGUCCCACUGUGCUCAUUCCAGACUCCUGGUGAGAGCUGGUGGCGCUCCUGCUGCUGCAGCUGAGUCAAACAGGGGAAUUUGGCAAUAUCGGGAAGGGAAAUGAAGGAAUCUUUGUGGAAUCAAACAGAGAUGCACAGGAGCAUCCAUGGAAUGGGGUGCUGGGACUUUGGGAAUGUGUAAGAUGACAAAAAGUGCUGAUUUUACAAGUGUUGCCAGGCUUAGGGUGGUGCAUUUUACAUUGGAGAACAGCCUGGGCGUGUUGGGAAGUGCUCAGGGAGCAGUUUGGUGUAGGAAAAGGGAGAUCUGUGCCCAUCUGAAGAGAAAAGAAAGAAAUGUGGGGAUAUUUCAGGUGUGAGGCGGCUCCCAGGCUGAGACUGGGGGGUGAGCUGUGAGUUGACAAAAGGCAGCAGCAGGAAAGGAAAAGCACAAUUCACUCCUGCAGCUUCCCACACCCUCACAGAUUUUGGGAGAGAACUCCCCAGUGUUGCACUCCAUGAAUGAUUUCCCCCCUGAACUGGAAAUUUGUAUAAAGUGUGUAGCUCACCCCUUUCUGACACAGAAAUAUAGGGCAAACCCCAAGAGUCAGGUCUAUGCUGUGUACAAUUGUUCCAAACCCAUCCUUCCAAAAGAGAUCCAGGGCAGAGACCUGAGAAAAAAAAAUGGAUUUAUAAUGUAAAUAUUACCAGAAGAUAGAGAUUUUACUUUAUAUUUCAUUUGAAAGACAAGGUGUUUACAUUAGCAUUGGGUUUUUUUGAGUGCUUUUUCAACAGAAAAACCCAUAACCCAAAGCUCCCAAGCUCAUCCCCUUUGAGCUGGUGAACACAACAGAGGUCACUUUUUUUUUGGGAUGCAGUCCUCAUGGCCUGGAGAGAGAGAUGGGAACAGUCUGGGACAUUUUGUCCUAUUUCUGGGGCAUGUGGGAUGUGCCAGCACUGCCAGCCCCACAGGGACACAGCUGCAGCCACUGGCAGGUGACACCAAGGAUGUGACACUGGGACCACAGGAGGAGAUUUGGGACAGGAUUUUCCAUGCUACUCUUGCCAGUUUUGGGCACAGUGUUUAAAACUUGCAGGUUUUUGGGCACAGUGUUUAAAACUUGCAGGGUUUUGGGCACAGUGUUUAAAACUUGAGGGUUUUUGGCAGUGUUUUCUCAGAGUGCCCCAGGGCUUUUUUGGGAGUUUGGUGAGAGCACCUGGCCCCAGAGAGGGGCCUGGAGUGUUCAGGGCACUCAAGCUCUGCAGGCUUCACCUCGGUUUUUAGGUGAAAAUUGUUGUAUUUUCAGGGAAUUCACCUGCCUGGGGCUGCCUGGCCGCUCAAAGGGAGCAGGGAGGUGAAAUGGCAGGGAUUGGGUUUCA